ACAGGCCAUGGCAAGUGCUAGCGUCAGAUUUGUUUCAUUUCAAUGGUGAAAAGUACAUCAUGCUAGUCGACUACUAUUCGAAAUUCUUCGAAAUCAACCAGCUUACAGAUGGAAAGAGCAGUACCGUAAUUCACUGUCUAAAACAGCAGUUUUCACGUCAUGGUAUACCAGAAACACUCAAGACUGACAACGGUCCAGAGUAUGCUUGUGAGGAGUUCAGUAGGUUCACAGCGUCAUAUGGAAUCGAACACAUAACCUCCUCUCCACGGUACGCCCAAAGUAAUGGUUUAGCAGAGCGCACUAUACAAACUGUAAAAAAAACUGCUGAGAAAAGCAUAUGAGGAUGGGAGAGAUCCCUACCUAGCUAUUCUAGAGCUACGCAACACCAAGGUUUCAGGGCUUGAUAUGUCUCCUGUUGAGUUAUUGAUGGGAAGGAAAACCAGAACAGUUUUGCCAACCGGAACUUUGCUACUCAAGCCACAUUAUGACACAACAAAAGUCAAAUAUCAGCUACAGGAGAAACAGAUGCAAAAUAAGAAGUGCUAUGACAGAUCGUCAAGGUCACUACCUGAUUUGAAACCUGGAGAUGUUGUGAGAAUGCGAGAUGAUAAUUCUAAUACUUGGGAACCAGCUCAAGUUGUCAAGGAAUCUGGAGAACCGAGAUCCUACAUUGUGCGUAACAACAAUAACAAGUUCUACAGAAGGAAUCGUCGCCAUCUCUUAAAAACGCAGGAAAAUCAUAGAGAAUCAUGUGUAAUCGAACUUCCAUCCACUUUGCCAGAUACCUCGUCAACUACGCCAUCUCCAGAUGAUAUCGAUCAGAGUUUGAGUUCGAACCCAGAACCUAGUGCUAACAGUACUGUCAGUUCACCACCAACCAUUGAACAACCGCGCAUCAGUCGAGUCAGUGGUCGAGUGAUUAACAGACCUCAGAUUUGAUAGUUAGACAGGUAGAUAGUGUCCGAAAGAGGCAGAAUAAUCCUCUUAUCUACCUCUGAGCGGGUAGGAUACCUAAGCUCAGUUAGUUUUGGUUAAAUCUUAUUGUAAAUAUGUUAUAAUUCAUUUCUUGAUGAACUGUCGACAUUAGUAAUCAAGUUAUAAGUUCAUUCAGUUCCAUAUUGAUCAUUUAUUGAAUUGAAUACUCAAGACCAGUCAAAUUGAUUUAAAAUUUUAAUUUUAUUCAAUCAACCAAUUUCAAGUGACAAUGGAUUUCCAGUGAAGUUACAUUCUUAACAUUUCAUACCUAUAUGAGAACUGUGCUAAAAUAGUUUGAAUUAAGUUCAAUUUUACAUUUCAUUGCAAUUAAUUGAUAUCUGGUAAAAACAUCUAAUUUGCAAUUGCAUUUGAAAUAAUUAUAUUUCUAAUUGUUUUAUCAUCAUUGAAUGAUAUACAUGUAUUUCAUUUCA
Molecule: messenger RNA, 1406 nt
Organism: Mizuhopecten yessoensis (Yesso scallop)
Lineage: Eukaryota; Metazoa; Mollusca; Bivalvia; Pectinida; Pectinidae
Exons: 1
Coding region: 406-939 (177 amino acids)
Source: RefSeq, a predicted model, not a curated record